Molecule: messenger RNA, 969 nt
Organism: Effrenium voratum
Lineage: Eukaryota; Dinophyceae; Suessiales; Symbiodiniaceae
Source: the annotation of a GenBank genome assembly
AUGGGCAAGAAAGCCAUGAAGAAGGUGAAGGGGAAAGCGGCAAAGAAAGGCAAGGCUGAAGCCAAGCAGGAAGUCGCAGGCAAGAAGAAGGCCGUCAAGCCAGAGGAGGAAGAUGAAGAGUCGAGUGAGGACGAGAUGCCGCUUCCAAAAGCAAAGGCGAAGCCAGCCAAGGCGGCCCCUGUUGCGGACGACGACGACGAUGAGGAUGAGGAUGAGUCGCCGCCAAAGCCAAAGGCAAAGGCCCCAAAGGCAAAAGCCAAAGCAGCUGCCGAGGACGAUAGUGAUGACGAGCCAGUACCAAAGAAGGGCAAUACAAAGGCAGCCGCCAAGGCCAAGACUGCAGCAGAUGACGACGACGAUGAAGAUGACGACGAUGACGAGGAGGACGAGGAGGACGAGGAGGAAGAGACCAAGCCCAAAGCAAAGCAGCCGAAAGCCAAAGCUGCCCCGAAGAAGGGAGAGGAAGAUGACGAGGAUGACGAGGAGGAAGAGGAGGAGGAGGAGGUACCCUUGAAGAAGAGGAGAAUUGACCUGGAGGGAGAAGGAGGAGACACGAAGGUCUUUGUUGGUGGCAUCCCCUGGAGCGUUACAGAAAAGCAGCUCCGCAAAGACUUCGAAGAGUGCGGCGAGAUCGAGGACCUGGCAAUGCCGGCAAAGGUGGCCUUCAUCACCUUCAAGACCCAGGCCGCCGCCCAGAAGGCCUUGGAGUUCGAUGGCGACGACUACGGCGGCAACAACAUCAAGGUGAACAUCGCCACCAACAAGGGCGACAAAGGCAAGGGAAAAGGAAAAGAUGGAGGCAAGAAAGGAAAAGACAAGGGCAAGGGGAAGGGAAAAGAUAAGGGGAAAGGAAAAGGUAAGGAUGGUAAGGGUAAAGGCAAGAAAGGGAAAGAUGGUAAAGGAAAGUUUAAAAGCGGGCCCAAAGGCAAGAGUAAGACCUUCGAUGACGAUGACGACGCUGACGAGUGA